Molecule: messenger RNA, 2030 nt
Organism: Didymodactylos carnosus
Lineage: Eukaryota; Metazoa; Rotifera; Eurotatoria; Philodinida; Philodinidae
Source: the annotation of a GenBank genome assembly
CUUAUAAUUUCGCUGCACGUCAGUUUAAGAAAAUUGUUAUGACAUGGUUUUGUAGAGAAUUCAAUAAGGAAUCUCUUGGAAAAAAAUUUGGAUCGAUAGGAUAAAAGCCGGCGGAGUUAUAUUCAAAUACGGGAGUGCGUUUAUUUAUGCGCCACCCGUUAGAUAUUUAUUAAUAUUUUUAAAUUUAAACAGAAUUUCAACUUUUGCAUCUUAUAUGACUCUUUAAAGAAAUUGACUGCCAUAUUUUUGUCAUUAUUGACAGGAUUAUCAUACAGAUUCCAACGAAUACAUGACAUAAAUAUAGUAAUUUUGUCUGAAAAAUGGAAUCGAUCAUGAUAACCAUUUAUUUUUUCAGCUUUUGUUCAUUGUUUAUUAACAUGUUUCCAUUUUAUCUAUUUUAGAGAUCAUACACCUUUUUUUCUACGAAUUUAUUGUGAACAGUUUUAUUUGCUCAAAUAAUGAAUAUUCGUCGUACACAAACGUAUAUGUAGGUGUUUUUUAAUUCUUGGAAACUGAAGAUAAUCAAUAUUAUGUUUUAUAUAUUUCUUUCUACUAGUACUUAUAAUCCUACGUCUGAUUCAAACACAAUUGGCACACGUAUUCAAAGCUGUUCCGCAUCAGAUUUAAAUGUUCAAGAUGUUUCAUCCGAUAGUGAAAGUGAAUCAGCGCUAUCCACAAGCUACGGCUUUCAACGUGAAAAAGCUUAUUCUUGCAUUAAAUUAAAUCAACAACAAAAUAGAAAACAACCGUUGUUACCAUCGAAUACAGAUAGAAAUAACGACAGUACAUCUGUUCAACGUUUAAGUGCCACUACGAUUACGUCUAAUUUACGUCCGAUAACCGCUUGUUCACUUCCCUCAAAACCCAAUGACGAUUGGGAUCCACAAAAUCCCACAGGAAUGACAAUAUCUCGACGAAAUCCGUCAUGUCCUGUUAUCUCAUCACCUACAACAUACCAUAAUACAAUAGGCACAGGAAGACUAGAAAUAAAUUCAAAUUCAUCGAAAAAAGCAACAAAUACUAAAACACAACAGAGACUUUCACGUAAUCAUCGGAAACAGUCAUUAGCUUUAACAUCACCGUCAACAACGAAUGAAUGGAAGCCAAGAGAAAUAUCGCCCGGGUCGCAAGUGCCAUCGGUGUUUCAAACAACAUCAGAAAUGCUAGGAAUUUAUCCUCCAACAGAUUCUAUGUCUCCGUUUCGCGGUGACUCUAACCGUCGUUCUCAUUCAACAGCCAAAUCUCCAUCAUCAUCAAUUAUGAUCACCGAUGAAAAUCGUCGUAAUUUUAUUUCACUUGCUAUUUCUCGUACUCAUCAACAGAAUCAAUCGUGUCUCAUCGGUGAACAUUAUCUUCCAUCGUCAAGUAUCGUCGCUAUAACCGAGGAUAUAUUUAUCGGUACUCUUCGUUCACUUCAAAACGAACGUCAACUAUGUAAAUUAGCUAUUGACUAUCUCAUUGAUGCAUCAAAUAUGCGACCGGAUGAAAUUGCACGAAAAUCAACAGUUGGUAGUAAACUUCCGUGUACAUGUGAUCAACAACAUUCCCGUUGUAUACUCACUGUAGAAUAUAUUGAAAGUCAAAAAAAGACAAAAUAUUUACAUCAUCUAUUUGAUGAAAUUAACAAAUUUAUUACAAAAUCUAAAUUGAAUGGAAAAAAAGUUUUAAUUUAUGGGUAUGAUUAUUCAGUAUUUAUCAGUGUGAUUGCUAUGCAAUAUCUUAUGUGCGAUUGUGAAUACACAUUGUCACAAGCAUUUGAACAUGUUAUGAGAUUGAUUCCGGGCGCACAGUCACCUGAUUUAGAUAAAACAUUUUAUCAAUAUUUAAAACAAUUGGAUGCCUAUUUACAGCGGGAUUCAUUUCCAAAACAAUUCAACGAUCUACGCUCGAAACGUGAUAAAUCCUCAUCACCAUCAUCGACACUAUGUGAUAUUUCACCGAUGACGUCUUCAGUUGUUUCAUCGGCUACAACAUCAUUUACAUCUUAUUCAGCCGGUGUUGGUAGUACGAGAACAGCCUGGGAUAGUUAA